AGGAGGCCAGAUGAGGGAAGGCAGAUGUAGGCGCCCAGUCUGUCAGCGCCUUGGUGGGGGAGCUGGGUGGGCAAGCCUGCAGUCGCUCCCAGGAACCAGCCCUGGGCUGCGGGGAGGCGAAGUUGGUUGGUCCUGCCCUCCUGGGGCGCCCCGACAUCGACGUAAAAUGACUUGGCAGCAGAGCUCCUGCCGCUUCCCCCUUAUGCAGCUGCCCUCGCCGACGCCAGGGACUGUAACGGCAGAUGGGACAGGGCCUAGCCGUUCAGCCAACACUUUGAGCUUCCCAGCCAAACUCCUACCCCCACUCCCCGCUUCUGGUCCUCACCCCCUUCCUCUCUCCUAGCCUCGGUGUCUGGUUACGGCUCCUCUGCUCGCACUGUGACUUUGGGCCAGGCUGGGGGAAAUGACCCGGGAGGGUCCCGUGUGGCUACAUAAAAUUGGCAGCCUUAGAACCAGUGGGAAGGCGGGUGCGCUAAAUCGAGGGGCGGAGAGAGGGGGCGGAGGAGCUGUUUUCUGAAUCCGAGUCCGUGGGCUCUCUCAGAAGUCCUCAGGCCGGAGCAGAGGUGGCUGGCGGGCCCGGCUGACUGCGCCCCUGCUUUAUUUCCAUAACCUUUUCUUUCGGACUCGAAUCACGGCUGCUGCGAAGGGCCUAGUCCCGGACACUAGGGUGCCACGAACGCGCUGAUGCCCCAGUGCUCGCAGGGCUUCCCGCUAACCAUGCCGCCGCCGCCCGCAGCUGCCUUGGCGCUGUCUGUGCUCCUGCUACUGCUGAUGGUGCGGACGCCGCUCCCGACCGGCGCAAGGCCGUCGUCAGGCCCAGAUUACCUGCGGGGCUGCUGCUGGGAAUGCGCCAACCUCGAGGGCCAGCUCUGCGACCUGGACCCCAGUGCUCACUUCUACGGGCACUGCGGCGAGCAGCUUGAGUGCCGGCUGGACACAGGCGGCGACCUGAGCCGCGGAGAGGUGCCAGAACCGCUGUGUGCCUGUCGCUCGCAGAGCCCGCUCUGUGGGUCCGACGGUCACACCUACGCCCAGAUUUGCCGCCUGCAGGAGGCGGCCCGCGCUCGGCCCGCUGCCAACCUCACUGUGGCACACCCGGGGCCCUGCGAAUCGGGGCCCCAGAUCGUAUCACAUCCAUAUGACACUUGGAAUGUGACAGGGCAGGAUGUGAUCUUUGGCUGUGAGGUGUUUGCCUACCCCAUGGCCUCCAUCGAGUGGAGGAAGGAUGGCUUGGACAUCCAGCUGCCAGGGGAUGACCCCCACAUCUCUGUGCAGUUUAGGGGUGGACCCCAGAGGUUUGAGGUGACUGGCUGGCUGCAGAUCCAGGCUGUGCGUCCCAGCGAUGAGGGCACCUACCGCUGCCUUGCCCGCAAUGCGCUGGGUCAGGUGGAGGCCCCUGCUAGCUUGACAGUGCUCACACCUGACCAGCUGAAUUCUACAGGCAUCCCCCAGCUGCGAUCACUAAACCUGGUUCCUGAGGAGGAAACUGAGAGUCAAGAGAGUGACGAUUACUACUAGCUCUGGCCCAUGGGGGUUGCUCACACCCGAGAUCUGAGGUUCCACGAGCGCCGACCCAGAGUUGCCCAGGCCUGAAAGCGGGAGAGGCUCAGUCACACCCUACAUUCCCCCACCUCCGAGAUUUUAAGUAUAGUCCGCUUGAAAUCCCUGGAAUGCUCUUUCUUCUGGCUCCUACCCAGAGAUCUGGAGUCCGGACCAACCGGGGCAGGAAGGGUCCGUCGGACCAGCCCCUCCCAAGCCGAGGCUUCCAGGUCUCAGCCGGGCUCUUCUUCUUGCUUUUAGCUGAGCCGAGCUGGGCAUGCCUCUCUCCUCCAUCUAGGGCAGGGUGUGAAGCGGAAGCCAGAGGGGGCUGUCUGAAAAUGACCUUGAUCCCCUCCUCGGGCUGUCGUGAGGAGGAGAGCCGCUUCGCCUGGCUGCUCGUCAUCGCUAAGGCUCCAAAGAAUGGUUGCGCAGCCGUGUUGGUAUAACCGAGGGUGUCCUGGAGAAGCCCAGCCCCUGGCGCUCUGGUGACCUGGGGGGUCGAUGUACGGACUGGGCAGAACUGAGCCCGAAGCCGGAGAGCGCCCCUGAAAAAGAAGCCUGGAAGCCCGAGAGAUGAACCCGACUCAGAGAGGGCAAAGACUGCAGACCUUGGGGACCGAGGACACGCUCACCACGAUGGUGGGGGCUGGGGGGAGGGUGCGGGCGGUGGCGUGCGGGGAAUCGCCUGGGGAACACCUGGCUCUGCAAGUUUUGUGCCUUAGCGGAAAGAGGCGACAUCUCUGGCAACUUGGGAGUACAGGAAGUGGCGAAGGAGUGCCAUCUGCUGGAUCAUUCUGGUAGUGACACUCAGACCUGAGCCAGGGGCCUCGAGACAGUUUACUUAACUGGAAAAAUCUGAGUAAAAAAAUAGAUGCUUCAA
Mandrillus leucophaeus (drill) is the source of this 2419-nucleotide messenger RNA. RefSeq names its product Kazal-type serine peptidase inhibitor domain 1 (gene KAZALD1). The transcript is spliced from 7 exons. Bases 685 to 1518 code for a protein of 277 amino acids. Gene Ontology annotation, molecular function: insulin-like growth factor binding. Lineage: Eukaryota; Metazoa; Chordata; Mammalia; Primates; Cercopithecidae. Gene Ontology annotation, biological process: regulation of cell growth; regulation of signal transduction. The record is from RefSeq and is a predicted model, not a curated record. Gene Ontology annotation, cellular component: extracellular region.